Rodentolepis nana is the source of this 3984-nucleotide messenger RNA. NCBI's taxonomy places the organism in Eukaryota, Metazoa, Platyhelminthes, Cestoda, Cyclophyllidea, Hymenolepididae. The record is from the annotation of a GenBank genome assembly.
GCAAGAGUUGAGCCAGCGCGUUGUCUAGCUUUGACGCAGUUGGUUUGGCCCCUUGUAACCCGCAUAUUCACGGAGUCUCUGAGUGGUGAAAGAGAAACUCCAGUUAGCCAGAUUCUAACCACUCUUUCUGCAGACCUUCUACUUCCAACUCUUCUUCGACUCACGGCUCACUCAGCUGCCUUUGCAGAUUCCUCCAAUUUAAUCCUCUGUAGAUUAACUGGCGAUGUAUUUCGAUGCCUUCAGAAUGAUAGGAUUCUCUGUCCAUCUGCUUUUCUCAAGGAGAAUAGCAAGCACCAUUUUGUACUCUCCGAUUCUUGUCUUCUUCGAAUCGCUCUUCAAAAUCAAACAACUUCGACUAAUUCUUGGUGCAAUGUCCCUCCUUCCACGGCUUUCAGUCUCGUCUCUUCUUACCUGGAUCUUGCUCUUCAAUUACUUUCUGCAGAAAAGGCAGCAUUUUUUGCCGACACGGAGUCCUAUUUCGUUGGGGGUGAGGAAGAGGAGGGUUUAAAAGUAGUCGGGGCAGGGCAUAGUCCUCUUCUUGCCUGUCUUGUCUUUUGCUAUCAAUUUCUUGUGGAGGCGGGGGGUAGUUCGUUGAGGGGAUUCAACAUUAUCCCGCGAUUGGCUUCUGGAGCACCGUGUCCUAAAACGGGAAUGCUUGAUUUAGUUAACAAGGCCCUGCUUUUCUUCGUUGAGCUCUUAACUUCCUUCUCGUUGGACGGCUCCAACGAUGAUUGCGUCUCUGUAGCUGAAAUUUCCCCACCGUCGUUUGAUUUACCAAUUCUCCAUUAUCGCGAUCUUCGAUCAUAUGCAUACUGGCUACUCAGCAACUCUGAACCCUUCCUCAACUGUCUCGUUAGUCUCACGAAGGUUUCUGUUGACGCCCUCCAAAUACCCCUUCAAUCGAUGGAUUUUGAUUUCCUGCGUUUUUCGACGCGUGCAGAUGAGGACCAAAUCGGUGGUGUAUCUGCAUUGGGUCAACAUCGUGUUCAAUCAACUUGGUUAGCCAUCACACUUCUUCACAGUCUUUUCCCCAGUCCAUCUACCACUUCCUCUUCAGACAGUCAUUUCACAACGUUCCUCAAGACCUUGUCUACAAAUGAUGCAAUUUCCAAUCCCUACUUUCUUCAUCUCCUCAACUUCCUUGAUCCCGCAUGUACGGUGGGGUUGACUAGGGCUACUGUUAGCCUUCUGAAGAAACUCACUUGCUUCUCGGAUCGUUUCAUCACUUCUCACCUCCAUGACAUGCAACCGCGUCUGCUCACAUUCCUCACGGAUCGCCUUCGUUCAACCUUUUCUGAUCAAAUCACCCGAACCGCUCUCAUUGACUGGCUUGCAGACAUAGUCAUGCAGGAUGUCCUCUCUGGGAUGGCUUGUGCUCCUUUCAACGGACCCGGAUUCAGUCUCCUUCGAAUGAUUUCCUCCUUGCCCUCUUCCACCUGUGUAGCUAAUUCCUCAGCCAGCGGUUUGAAUGUCGACGGUCUUCAGGGUAUUCUUAGGGAGGCAUUGAAAGAGACCAAGGCGAACGAAGAUGACCCUCUUUCAGUGAAUCUAUACUGGUCUUUGCUAAAAUUAACCGCCGCAAUUUGGAUGCAACCUAAUAAUCUCUUCCGCCAUCAGAUUCGUGAAAACACUGAUUUUUGGAAACUUCUGAGUGAUCCUUUCUCAAGUCAUAUGUCUACAAUGAAGAAAACAAAGCUUUUGCCUUCGGUUGUGGAUCUAGAAAUUGCUGGAAACUAUGCUACUGUCGUUGCCAUUGAACUUUUCGAAUUUCUCAAAUCCACCCAAAAUCUGGAUGAUGGCUUCACUGAAUUCGUUAAGAAAUUUUCAGGAGAUGUCCUCGUGCCUUGGUUGCAAAUCGCAUUCCAACUGCCUGUUGGCUCUGAAUCCUCCUUCAGUGAUUUCAGCAAGUCUCCAACGAUGGAUGCAUUAGAAUGGGCUGUGAUUCGUUGGAAGAGCGUCUUCUGCACUCUUCUAAAGUGUAACGCCUCCACGACAGAUGAAAAAAUGUACCUCAUCUCUCGUUCUCAAAUAGUUGAUCUGAUUGAUGCUUGUUUAGACAAAGCUGCUUUGUUGAUGUCUGUGCCUCAAAGUCGCUCGGUUGUGUCAAUUAUCGAUCAGUUAUCAGUAUUCCUGUCUGCCGCUGCUGGCUUUCUUAUCAGCUCAUCUGAUUCAUCAACACUCCCACUCUUCGAAUGGGUUCACAGAUGUGUUGGCUUGUUGGAACACCGAGCAAGUUCAUCGCCCUCCAAACACCAACAGCCAUCUACCACAACGAAGUUCUCUCAUUAUCACGCUGAUCUUUUCGCAUUUAUCGCUUUGUUUUUCCCUAAAGUGUCAUCUCAAGACUUGCCUGCUGGUCUCUUCGAACGACUCCUAAAUUUAUGCUUGGAGGUCUUCCAAGAUGUUUCCCUCUCUCCCCGUAUCACGACCAUCGAUUCACAGGCCUUCAUACAAGCAAUGAAUGUGAUCCAGUUAAUCUGGGGCAACUUCGAUGCGGUUAAACUCGCAAACUGUCUAAUCGAUGCUGGAAUAGUCAAUAACUUGAUCGUUAUCUUGGCUCAGAAUUCUACGACGUUCCAGGGAGCAGAGUUCUGCCAAGCAAUCAUUCGAUUUCUCACAAGAUUCAUGCUACCUGUUGAGACCAAGAGUCUUUAUCCCGACUUGUCUGCCGAAUUUGGUAUCAAAAAACAGUGGUCAGAACAAAGUAUUGCCUCCCAUUCUCCCCUUCCUCAAAUGUUGCUGUGCUACGCGUUAGAUCUCGUUCAAGCGCUCAAACUUCCUCCAACCAGCCAAAUGAUGCAGUGGUUGGCACAAGCGGAUGAGUAUAGUUCUAAUUCGGAGACAUGGCAAGACCAUCUCUACCCGAAUACCUCAUGGAGUGAAUUCAUUCUCUCCCAACUGCGUUUCUUCUCCCUCUUGGUUGCCUGUGAAGGUUGUUCCGGUGAGAGGACACCAGUUGCCAACCUCCUCUCCUCCUUCAUUUUGGCCAAUCACGAACAACUUUGUGCUCUCCUGACCCCCGCUCCUGCAAAGGGAUUACUCAUCGCCUCAGCUGUGCUUGAUCUCUAUUGGACUGCCAUGCACUCAUCAAAAGCUGUAACUAAGCUGGCUACGCCUACUUGUGUUGCAUCGGCAGCUUUAUUUAGUGGGGGUAGACGGAACACUGUGUCAUUGCCGGACGGUGUUUCAAUCUGUUUGCCAAGCGACAUUUGGAGUGGGGUCUACUCUGCUUCCAUUCACCUUGCUCGGACCUGCUCAAUACUUCUUCUCCGACCCGAGAUAGUCGAUAUCCCGAAGGUGACCUCAUCUCCCUCCGGCUCCACCUUAAAACCUUCUCCUGAGCUGACAAAGGCUUCCACAAAACUCUCCAUCAGUCUGAAACUCCUUCCAAUAAUUCGGCUUCUCAACAGCUGCCUUCGGGUCAUUACUGUUGAGACACCAAUCUUAGGCGAUUUAUCGUUGGCGUCGGCUUCGGAAAUUGCUGCACUUACUCCAUCUGCAACACUCAACUUUGCUACUCCGUCUACAGAACCUUCUAAUACGCUGACCUUCGGGUUGCUCUUCUCUAUCGCUCGGAUUUCUAGUCAACUUCUUAUUAGCAAUUCAAAAACUGCGUCGGAAGAUCAUCUUGGCCGACGUCGUUCUGAAAUAUUAUCUGUUUUAGUGGAAGUUAAUGAAUUGGCCUUUUCACUCAUCUUCUCUCAAGCAGUCAUUUGGCUGAUGAAUCCACGCAUUGACACAUCCGAGAAGCACACUCUUUCCAGAGGCUUGGCAGUGGAAUUCCAAUCCUACAACUUCCUGAGUCGGUCAUCUCGUAGGGGAAGGAAGUCAAUUGGAGGUCAAACACCAAUUAGAGGGGGAAUCAGUUCAUCACCUUGUAAGCGUAGUUUCGUCGAUGUUUCCAAUACAGUUGGGGAAUCUUCUCUCCAAGAGCUUUUCACAUUCAUUGAAUGUGCUGAACGCUUUUCUGAACUUGUAAAGUAA